Messenger RNA from Neltuma alba, 3396 nucleotides. Its product is annotated as TMV resistance protein N-like. The record is from RefSeq and is a predicted model, not a curated record. Bases 1 to 3396 code for a protein of 1131 amino acids. NCBI's taxonomy places the organism in Eukaryota, Viridiplantae, Streptophyta, Magnoliopsida, Fabales, Fabaceae. The transcript is spliced from 5 exons. Gene Ontology annotation, biological process: signal transduction; defense response. Gene Ontology annotation, molecular function: ADP binding; protein binding.
AUGGGAAAUAACAAAGAAGCAUUUUCCUCAGAUUCUUCUAGCUCCAAUCCAACUCGAAGAACCUGGAAGUAUGACGUUUUUUUAAGUUUUAGAGGUGAAGACACUCGUGAAGGCUUCACAAGCCACUUGUAUCAAGCGUUGGGUGGGAGAGGAUUCCAUGUUUUUAUAGACUAUGGACUUACAAGAGGAGAAGUUAUCUCACAAGAACUGCUGCAAGCAAUUGAAGAAUCUCGCUUUGCAGUUGUUGUUCUCUCUGAAAAUUAUGCUUCUUCUUUUUGGUGUUUAGAUGAGCUCCAACAUAUUCUUACCUCAAGAAAUAACUCAGAUCAAAUAGUUUUCCCUAUCUUUUAUCGUGUACAUCCACCAGAUGUGAUAAACCAACGAGGAAUAUUUGGUGAAGCUUUUGCCAAACUUGCACGCGGUAAGCCCCAGUCGAAGGUGAAAAAAUGGAGGGAUUCUCUAACAGAAGUGGCCCAUUUAGCUGGUUUUGAUACCCGUAAUUACCGGGACGAAGCAGCACUCAUUAUGGAUGUGGUUGAAAAUUUAUGGGGCCAACUUCGUUCUGUACUGCCACCUGUCAAGGCACAUAGUGAUGCACUGGUUGGAAUUGAGCCGAGGGUAGACGAAAUGCUUUCAAUCUCAGGGAUAGGGUUGGAUGACGUUCGGUUUAUAGGAAUAAGGGGCAUGGGCGGUGUUGGCAAGACCACUCUUGCUAGAGUUAUCUAUGAGACGCUCCAUCACCUGUUUGAUUUUCCUUGUUUUCUUGCCAAUGUUAGGGAGGUUUCAGCUGAAAGAAAUGGCAUACUUCACUUGCAGAAACUACUGCUUUCACAUUUCAACGUAAAAGACUUACAUAUUGAAGACACGUAUGAAGGACAGAACAUGUUAGGAUACCUUCUCCGCAACAGAAAGGUUUUGCUUGUCCUUGAUGAUGCAAGUGAUCUAGGACAGUUACGGAGUUUAGCUAGAAGCCGAAAGUGGUUUGGUGAUGGCAGUAGAAUAUUCAUAACAACUAGAGAUUUAGACUUACUGACAUGUCAUGAAGUUGAUGAAAUAUAUGAGAUUACACCCAUGACCGAUGCAGAAUCUCUUCAACUCUUUUAUCAGAAAGCAUUUGGAGGAAGAGGUGUCCCUGCUAAUGAAGAUCAAUUUUGGCAGUUGGCUAGAUCAGCAAUUGGUUAUGCACAUGGCCUUCCUUUGGCUCUCUGUGUUUUAGGCUCCUUCCUUUGUGGUAGAGAUGAUUUAACAGAAUGGGUAGAUGCUUUGCAAUUGUUGAUAGAAGAUUCAAAUAAUGACAUUUUUAAGAUACUUGGAAUAAGCUACAAUCAACUGAAUCGUGCAGAAAAGACAAUAUUUUUAGAUAUUGCCUGUUUUUUUAACAGGUGGGGAAAAGAUGAAAUAAUUCAAAUAUUGGCAGGUUGUGGACUUCCUGCUCCAGCUAGUUUAGGUAGCCUUCGAAAAAAAUCUUUGCUUGCUGAAAUUGAGAUUGGCGGUACUACAUAUAUAGAGAUGCAUGAUUUGAUUCAAGAGAUGGGUAGACUGAUUGUUAUUGAGGAAUCUCCUAUUAUUGUUGGAAGACGCAGUAGACUGUGGCUUCCCAAUGACAUUGACCAACUAAUGGAAAGUGACAUGGGAACUGAAGCAACGGAAGGCAUGGUUCUGCCUCAUAGCUUUGAGAAAGAUGAAGUAGAUUGGAAUCCUGAAGCCUUUUUAAAAUUGUGUUUGCUUGGAAUGCUUAUCAUAUCAAGUAAUUUUAAUCUUUCCCUUCCCUUCAGAGGUCUUCCUCGAAUAUUGAAAGUUCUUCAUUGGUAUGGAUAUCCUAUGGAAUCUCUUCCUUCUAAUGUGAAGAUGGAUCAAAUCAGAUAUCUCAAAAUGCACAAUAGCAAAAUAAAGCGCCUUUCUAAUGAUAAACAGUCUAUGAAGAAGCUAAAGAUUUUGGACUUAAGCCAUUCCAAAUAUCUCCUUCAAACUCCAAAUUUUGUUGGAUAUCAUAAUUUAAAAAGACUGAUUCUUGAAGGCUGCACAUCACUUGUUGAAAUUCAUUCUUCACUCGGACAGCUUCACUGUCUUGUUGAAGUAAAUUUGAAAGGUUGCAUUAAUCUUAAAGUCCUUCCCCAAAAAUUGGAAAUGGAUUCUCUAGAAAAAUUAGUUCUCUGUGGGUGUGUUCGAGUAAGAAUUCUUCCGGAAUUUGAAGAAAAUAUGGAAAAGCUUAGAACACUUGAUGUCAAAGAGACAAGUGUAACCAGACUUCCUAAGUCCCUUGGAUACUUAACAGGGAUUGAAACUUUGGAUUUAAGGGGUUGCCAAAAGCUUGUUGGCCUUCCCCAUGACAUUCACAAAUUGAAGCGUCUGAAAGUUCUUGAUAUCUCAUGCUGCUCAAAUUUUUCUGCAUUACCAGAAAAGCUCAAUGAAAAUGAAGCCUUGGAAAAGCUUGAUGCAAGUGGAACAGCUAUCGUAGAAGUACCUUCUUCUAUUUGUCAUUUAAAAAAAUUAAAGGCACUAGCAUUUCAUGGAUGCAAAAAUCCAACUUCCAAUUCAAGUGUGUGGUCUCUUCUUUGGAGCCAAAUGUUUCAGAGUCAUUCAUCUCUUAAGUACUUAACAUUGCCUGCUUCUAUCUUCAAUAUUCAAUCAUUGACAGAAUUAGAUUUGAGCUACUGCAAUAUUGUUGAUGGGAUCAUUCCUAAUGAACUCAAUGGCUUAUCAUCAUUGCGGACAUUAGAUUUGAGUGGAAACGUGUUUAUGAAUCUACCUGAUGGCUGCAUUUCUAAUCUUUUGAAUCUACAGUCUUUUUAUUUGAAUUCUUGCCCAAAGCUUCAAUUUUUGCCACAGCCUUCGCCGAGUUUAAAUCUAAUGGAUGUCGGAGAAUGUGGUUCAUUGAGAACUUUGUCAGACAGACAAUUGUUACAUCUCUUUGCUUCAAUUGAACAGCAUGCUCAAGAAUUAAGGAGAAUUAAGUCUUUUUCAGUGACUAUUCCAGGGAGUGAAAUACCAUCAUGGUUUGAGAAUCAGAAUCAUCUUCGUCUGAAUGAGAAACGUGAAGCCUCUGUAACCAUAGACAUGCCUGAAGAUGAAUGGUUGGGAAUUGGGUUGUGCACAGUAAUUGAUGAUAAGAUUUGUUUGCCUCGCUUGGGGUUUGAUUUCAAAGCUUCCGAUGGUAAGUAUGUGUCCCUUCAAGGGAGGACACGUGAACAUGAGAAAGAAAUAAAAUCUUCCCAUCUAUGGAUAGCGUUUUGGAAAAUUGAAGAGGAAAACAGAGGUGAACUAUCAAGGAAUUACAGUGAGAUUCGCUUGAAAUUUUGUACUGGUUGGGAACAGCCUCCAUUAAGAUUGGUUGAUGUAGAGUCAAUCAAGUGUGGAUGGCGUUUCAUUCGCGAAGGUGAUUUAGAACGACUCUAG